CGCGCCCAGUGUAUGGUAGUCUGCCGUCAAAAAACACACGCUGCGCCUGCCUUCCGUGCGUUUGGAAUAGAUAGUGCAUCUUGUAUUGUUUUGAUAGAUUCGUCCAGACGCUUUAACUUCUUCUCCGUCGGAAUAUCUGCGGGUAUGUUUUCAACUCUGCCCGUCAACACUGUUAAUAUCAGACCGGAGAAAACACCUGACAAGUAGGCUACGUUCGGCCGAAAGAGACAUCCAAGGAGGAUGGGACCCAAACUAGGAUAGCCUACAUAGACUAGACGGAUAGAACAACCGCCUUCAACAUGUUUAGAGGUUCUGGAGGUGUAGAGCUGCUCCUCGUCCUGUGCGGCCUGGACCUCUCCUCCCCCUGUCCCAGGGACUGUAUCUGCUACACCUCUCCCAGCACCGUAUCCUGUCAGGCACACAACUUUCUGUCUGUCCCAGAGGAGAUCCCAGCCCAGAGCGAGAGGGUCUUCCUGCAGAACAACAAGAUUCAGCGUCUGCUGCGAGGCCACUUCAGUCCCACCACGGUCAUGCUGUGGCUCUACUCCAACAACAUCUCUUACAUCCAGGCCUCCACUUUUCAUGGCUUUGCCCGCCUGGAGGAGCUGGAUUUGGGGGACAACCGUCACCUGAGGGCCCUGGCUUCAGACACCUUCCAGGGCCUAGGCCGCCUGCACGCCCUGCACCUCUACCACUGUGGGCUGCUCAGCCUGCCGCCGGGGAUCUUCGAGGGGCUCAGCAGCCUGCAGUACCUCUAUCUGCAGAACAACCAGUUGGAGUUCCUGGAAGAUGAUCUGUUUGUGGACCUGCUGAACCUCACCCACCUCUUCCUCCAUGGCAACAAGCUCUGGUCCCUCCACCAGAACACAUUCAGGGGACUGGGAGUCCUGGACCGCCUCUUACUACACCAGAACCGGCUACAGUGGGUCCACCGUCUGGCGUUCCACGACCUGAGUCGCCUCACCACCCUCUACCUGUUCAACAACUCUCUGACUGAGCUGUCUGGGGCCAGCCUGGCUCUGCUGUCUUCCCUGGAGUACCUCAGACUCAACAACAACCCCUGGGAGUGUGACUGCAAGGCUCUGCCACUGUGGGUGUGGCUGCGGAGGUUCCGGGGCUCUACGUCGGUGCUGGAGUGCGUCUCCCCUCCUGAGCUCCAGGGCCGGGACCUGAAGGGCUUGAGGAAAGAGGACUUACCCAGCUGUUCAGCAGGAGAAGCCCGGGGAGGUGGUGUCGUAGGCGGAGAGGCCGGGCUGGGGGAGUCCCAGACGAAAGAGGAGGACUGUCGACUCCAUCACAGGAACCACAAGCACCGCCAUAACCACCACCAGCACCCACACCUCCCACACAGGGACAAGAACAACAGGGACCCGUCACCUUCACCCCUACCCUUACCCCUUCCCAGGCCGCCCAAGGGGAGUCACAGGAACUGUACCCGGGGUCGCAAGGGUGGUCAGAACGAGGUGCAGGUACUGAGGGAGGAGGAGGACUACACCCCUGGAGGGAAUAAAUACAACCCAUCCGCCCCCCCUCGCAGGAGGAACAAGUGUGUCCCCAUGACAUCAGUUGGCCCGCCCAGUGGGGUCAAGAGAGCCAAUAGUAACGUGGCGUCCUGCCCCGCUGGGACUUUUCUCUGCAUCCUGUUGGCUGUGCUGCUGUCACUCAGCUGAGACUGAGUUUACAUGUAGCUAAUGUUUUAUCAACAACACCCUACAGGACAGUUCAGCACAUACACUUGUGACUGACCAGCUCUGGCUCCUGCACUGAGGUGUGUGUGUGUGUGUAUGUGUUGAAGUGUUCUCUGUUGAUGCGUUCAUUUUAACUGAAGCUUAGCCAGUGGAAUUACACCGUCGCUCUUUGAUGAUGUCAUAAAGGGGAGUAUCAGUCUCACCUCUAGGGGUUCUGAUUUUGUGGUUGAUUCCAUUGAGAAUACAAGAAGAAGAAUACUACUAUAGCCAUAUUACCUGAGAGGAUACCUCAGCCAUGAUGAUAACAUGACCCUAACACGUUGUUGACAUACUAGAAAAACAUCCCUAAAAUGUCAACUGGCCCAACGCUCUUAACCUCUAGGUUACCUGCUGCCCAUAUUAAACUGUGUUACUGACCCAAUACUCCUAACCUCUAGGUUACCUGCUGCCCAUAUUAAACUGUGUUACUGACCCAACACUCCUAACCUAUAGGUUACCUGCUGCCCAUAUUAAACUGUGUUACUGACCCAACACUCUUAACCUCUAGGUUACCUGCUGCCCAUAUUAAACUGUGUUACUGACCCAACACUCUUAACCUCUAGGUUACCUGCUGCCCAUAUUAAACUGUGUUUGUAACUAAUCUACAGUACAGUGUUGUUUAUGUAAACAGCCCCCAUGUCUGCCCUUCUUUAUUGAGGCUUUCAAAAAAGCUCCCUGGUCUUUGUAGUUGAAUCAGUGCUUGAAAUGCAAUACUUGACUAAGAGAUCUUACAGAUGUUGUAUGUAUGGUGGACAGAGGAAGGGGUAGCGAUUCAAAAAUCAUGUCAGCCCAUAUCAUUUCACACAGAGUGAGUCCAUGUAACUUAUUAUGGGAGUUGUCCAAGCUGGAAAUCUUUGACACGAUAUCAAAGUGUGAACCCCGCCUCUGUUUUGAUAAAAAUAAAUCAUUUUAAAGCUGGGGGAUGGAGAAAUGUAACCACUUUCAAAUUCAUGGACAGAGCCAUUGAUGCAAGGAAUGACCUUCCAUGAUUUCAAAAUGAUAGUUGUAGCACGUGUUUUAAGGCUAUACAGUGUUUGUUUUGAGGCUAUACAGUGUUUGUUUUGAGGCUAUACCGUGUUUGUUUUGAGGCUACAGUGUUUGUUUUGAGACUAUACAGUGUUUGUUUUGAGGCUAUACAGUGUUUGUUUUGAGGCUAUACAGUGUUUGUUUUGAGGCUAUACAGUGUUUGUUUUGAGGCUAUACAGUGUUUGUUUACAUUUACAUCAUUUACAAACAUUGAACUAAGCUCAUGAAGCAUUCUACAUUAAUCAAUGGGAAUAUAUAAUAUAUAUAUAUAUAUAUAUAUAUAUAUAAUUCAUUUAUAAGUCCAAAAAUGUGUCAUAAUUUAAGCCACAUUUUAUCCUGAACUAAUUUAGGCCAAAAUUAUGGUGAAAUUAUUAUUCCUUUGUAAACAUUGGUAGAAUUACAUUUCAACCUUGACAUUAUGGAGCAUUUUGUGUAGAUCAAUAACAAAAAACAAAUCUGAAUUAAUAAAUCCCUUUCAAUUUCAAUUUGUAACGCAACAUUUUCCAAGGGGGGUGAAUUCUUGUCAUACCCACUGUAUAAGCCAUUCUAGUUGUGGAGACCCGCUGGGGAACAGACGUAAAUUCAACGUCUUUUCCACGUUGGUUCAAUGUCAUUUCAUUAAAAUGAUGUGGAAACAAUGUUGAUUCAACCAGUGUGUGGGAGAGGUUAGUGCCUACGGCUAGCCUAGAUGCCCAAGAGGCUCAAAGCCCAGAAGUCAGAGGUCAAUGAUAGCUAAGAGGGGAGUUGAGAGGUUAUUUAACCUCUCCAAUAGCCUCAUGGCUUGUUGUAGAGCCUGCCACAAAUGAACAUACAUGUACGUGGGGGCAUUUCAACAUCAGUCAGAGAGGAAUAAUGAAGGAAUGAUGGAAUGAGUAUUUGGUACUCCAAUGAGAAGAGAUAAUGGAUUUAACUGCUGCUUCAGUGUAGUCCUCAUUCUGGAAUGUUGUGAGUGUUCUAAACUACACAAUGGAUCUGAGAAUGUUGUGAGUGUUCUACACUACACAAUGGAUCUGAGAAUGUUGUGAGUGUUCUACACUACACAAUGGAUCUGUGAAUGUUGUGAGUGUUCUAAACUACACAAUGGAUCUGUGAAUGUUGUGAGUGAUCUAAACUACACAAUGGAUCUGAGAAUGAGGUGAGUGUUCUAAACUACACAAUGGAUCUGUGAAUGUUGUGAGUGAUCUAAACUACACAAUGGAUCUGAGAAUGAGGUGAGUGUUCUAAACUACACAAUGGAUCUGUGAAUGUUGUGAGUGAUCUAAACUACACAAUGGAUCUGAGAAUGAGGUGAGUGUUCUAAACUACACAAUGGAUCUGUGAAUGUUGUGAGUGUUCUAAACUACAAAAAGGAUCUGAGAGACUGAACAUGGAACGUUCUGAUUCUACUGAACUGCUGCUAUGUUUGAGGAGACAGAGCUCUGGAACUCUCCUCGUGAAUCUGGUACCUUCGUUAGGAUAAGGAAUCUUCUUCAUAUUUCUGAAAUCUUCUUCAUGUUUCUUGAACUCUCUUCGUGAUUCACAAACCUUCAGAGUUCUGGAACUCUUAUUCAUGGUUCUAGAACCUUCUUCAGGAUCUGGAACUCUUCUCCGUGGAGAGGUGAUAAAGGGACAGGUGACAGAGGGCCCACAGUGCUCCUUGUGGACUGGAGUGGUAACAACACCUCCCCAGCCUUGGCCAGCCCUGUCCAGUCCUACACUCACCAAGCUGUCCCCACAGUGACGGCUGUCCUGUAGAACGGUGGUCUCCAACCCUGGUCCUGGAGAUAUACAGAGCUUUUGUUCCAGCCCCGCACUAACAGACCUGAUUCAACUAAUCCUGUGUUUCUCAAUUUAUUCCUGUGGGAACAACGAGAGCUUUUGUUCUAGCCUUGCACUGAUUCGGCUAGUGCAGGGGUCAACAAACUACGGCCCUAUGAAAUGUUCACAGAGAGGGAAUUUUUUGUUUGUUUUUUUAAACACUCCAGGCCUUGAUCAUCUAUAACUAAAUAGAGAGUAUCUCCACAUCAGGCAAAGCGUUGUCUGCUGAUAUGAUGCCCGUCCGUGAAUUCUCACCGAGUGGAGAAGUGCAACUGAAGCACAACAUUUGUCUGAUGCUGAGCCGAAAUUACAAUAGAUUUGCGUUUACAAAACGCAACAAGAUAUUUCUUAUGCGUUUUACCUUCUCUUUUUUUCCUGCGUGAAAAAUAAAGAAUUCUGCAUUAACACAACUCCUAAGUUUAACUUGCUAAUUAAUUAAGUGGCUGAAUGAACAAGGUGAUUGGACAUGAUGUUGCUUUCUGCCGUGUUGGAUAAGCCUAAACCCUUUUGGAUUAAAUCAUUUGUACAGCUGCCACUGCAAUCUUUUGAUUUCCUGACUGUUUUUCUCUUCUCCUUCCUCUGCCUGUCUGCUCCUCCCCCAUCUUCUCCGAGCAGAGCAGGCAGGCCCGUUGCCCUAGCGACUCCAGACUCCACACAGACACUGUGUGUACGUACACGUGCUGCUCCAGAGUCAGUACUGUUCAUUUGCAUAAUGUCUCUCGUUCACAUUCCCUCGUAAAAGUUCAAACUCACCAAAAAAUGGCAUUCGGUGGCCUACCUAUGUAUGUAUAACUUUAUAAGUUGGACUGCCAUUUGCGCUCGUUAGAAUAUUUAGCUAGCAGGCUCCAAGGAAAUCCGCAAAAUUCGCUAUUUCCCCCCCCCCACACACACACACACUAAGCCGGUAAUACCUUAAAUCCCAGGA
Molecule: messenger RNA, 5475 nt
Organism: Oncorhynchus kisutch (coho salmon)
Lineage: Eukaryota; Metazoa; Chordata; Actinopteri; Salmoniformes; Salmonidae
Product: reticulon-4 receptor-like 1
Exons: 6
Coding region: 300-1670 (456 amino acids)
Cellular component (GO): plasma membrane
Molecular function (GO): protein binding
Source: RefSeq, a predicted model, not a curated record